This is a messenger RNA of Adineta steineri, 1065 nucleotides long. NCBI's taxonomy places the organism in Eukaryota, Metazoa, Rotifera, Eurotatoria, Adinetida, Adinetidae. The record is from the annotation of a GenBank genome assembly.
AUGUCCAUUCUAUCUUCUUUAGCUCGUCGUUUGCAUCUCACACCACAAUAUGAUCCAUCUUUAAUUAUUCGCGAUGUUGCUUAUUUUUCCGGUUCCGAUGCGCAUGUUAAUCAUAAAUUAGAUAUAUUUCUUCCUGCGCCAUCAACAAAUUUAUUAUCAUCAAAUGAUGAAGGAGAUACUCAAAAGAAAGUACCAGUUAUUGUUCAUAUUCAUGGUGGUGGUUGGGUUCGUGGUAGCCGUACAAAUGAAUGGCGUGGUGGUCCAUCAGUUGGUCGAACAUGUGCUAAAGAAGGUUUAGUGGGCGUUGUUGUAUCCUAUCGUUUAGCAAGCCCUUCUCUUCUUUCAUUUUUGACUUGGUCACUCAUAUUUGGCAUAAUUAUAUCAAUUCCUUCACUUGCUUUCCUUUCUUGGCAACUUUUUACUGGCUAUAUCGCAUUUAUGGCAGUUAUUUAUGCUUAUAAACUUUUUUAUGGAGUUCGAGAACCAGUUAAUGUUGAUCAUAUGGUUGAUGACAUAGCUCUUGCAUUAGUUUAUAUUCGUGAUCAUAUUAAUGAACAUUAUCCACAAGCCGAUCCUGAUCAAAUAUUUCUUUCUGGACAUUCCGCUGGUGCCCAUUUAAUUAGUUUAAUUACUCUUGACAAGUCUUAUUUCGAACGUCAUCAAUUUCCAUUAUCAUCAAUUCGAGGUGUUAUAGCUAUGAGUGGAAUUUAUUCAUUAUCGAACCCAACUCAUGAUUCCAAAUAUAAUUUUCGUAAUAUAGUAUUUCGUAUACUUUAUUCAAGUAGUUUACUUUUUCCAAAAGAUAAAACUAUGCUUGAAUAUUCUCCUAUUGAAUAUAUAAAGGAGAAUGAAGAAAUACCGCCAUUUCUUGUAAUGUCAGCCCGAUUUGAUAUGGGUUUAGAAGUUGAUGCACGACGUUUUGUUGAAAAAUUUCGUCAAUGUAAAUAUCCGGUUGAAUAUCAGAUUAUUGGUGGUAAGACAACACAUGGAACAAUUGCAAGUAAAUUUUCUACAAAUGAUGCACGUCAACAUUUUUUUACAUUUAUUCGUCAACAUAUGAAAUAA